AUGGCCGAUGAAUUCGAGGUGUUCUCGGGGCUGUUCCAGCAGGCGUCGCCGGAGGCGGAACCGGCGAGCGACGAGGCGAAGCCCAAGAGGAGCCGAAGAGCAGUGGGCGUGUGGGGGCGGAAGGCCCCGUCUUCCGCUGCCCUGCGAGUCAAGGCGGCGCGCGAGCUCGCAGCCGCGCGCGAGCAGGAGGACGUUCUCAUCAGAAGGGCGUCGAGGUUCAUGCCGGCGAGGGAGGUCCGCUUCCUAGAGGCCUCGCAGAGCGGCGCGGGGGGCGCCCCCCUGCCCCUAGGCCUGUGCAGAGAGCCGGUAGCCAUGCUCAUGUCGUACGGGGGCGCGACCACGCUGGAGCAGGCCCUGCGCGUCGACAGGUGGAGCGAGGCUAAGGCAGUGAACGUCGCCGUGCGCUUGUGCCGCCGUGUGGAGGAGAUCCACGCCAAGGGCCUGAUCCACAACGACCUCAAGGCCGACAACGUGAUGCUGGACAAGGCCCUCGACGUCUCCGUCAUCGAUUUCGGCUCGGCCACGCCCGAGGGCGGCGUCGUUGGCUACGAAAACGACGGCAGCUUCAGGGCCGAGUGGCUGGCGCCGGAGCUCCUGAGCGGAGGAACCAGCACCCGCGCCUCCGACGCUUUCUCCGUCGGCUUCCUCCUUCGCCAGAUCUGCCACGCCAUGAAAAGGCCCUCCAAGAAGGCCAGGGCCUCUGGAGGGGCGCAGGAGAAGUUUGCCAGCGCCAUCGAGGGGGCGCAGCGCCCGGAGCCAGGGCGGCGCUUGACCCUCGGCGAGAUCGAGGCGCUGCUGAAACCACCCACGAAGGGCGCAGCUUCGCAGUGA
Penaeus chinensis is the source of this 831-nucleotide messenger RNA. Its product is annotated as serine/threonine/tyrosine-protein kinase HT1-like. Gene Ontology annotation, molecular function: ATP binding; protein kinase activity. The transcript has 3 exons. The coding region runs from base 1 to 831 and encodes 276 amino acids. NCBI's taxonomy places the organism in Eukaryota, Metazoa, Arthropoda, Malacostraca, Decapoda, Penaeidae. The record is from RefSeq and is a predicted model, not a curated record. Gene Ontology annotation, biological process: protein phosphorylation.